This is a messenger RNA of Penicillium samsonianum, 597 nucleotides long. RefSeq lists its product as uncharacterized. The record is from RefSeq and is a predicted model, not a curated record. Lineage: Eukaryota; Fungi; Ascomycota; Eurotiomycetes; Eurotiales; Aspergillaceae. The transcript has a single exon. Bases 1 to 597 code for a protein of 198 amino acids.
AUGAACACCACUCCACAACAGAUCCUUGAUAUUGAAGACGCUCUAGUGUCAGAUGACAACCCGGCCCGUGAUGACGGCACUCUCGACUAUGAGCGCUGCGCCAGACUACACAAUUACCUGGUCGCAUAUGGCUGGAUGGCCCGCAACGGAAGAGAUACGCCCGACCUUGAUGCGCUAGCCAGUGAAAAGUGGUUUUUCCAUGAAGCAAACGAGGAGGUCGAAGCUACUCGGGAGCGCCUUGUUGCGCCGCUUAACAAGUUUCUUGAUUUAAUCUAUGAUCCUAGGCCGCCCUUCUUCUACUGGGUUGACGGUCUUGUGAUGGAGCUCAGCGACGAGUAUUUUAUUGAUGAUAACGAGAUGGAGGAGGACAAGGAGCGAUUUGUUUUAAUUUAUCGCACUAUUGCGGAUCUGGGCGGGCAUAACCUCGGCGUUAUCUAUGACCAGCAGCUCAAUCGGGCCUCAUUCCCAAUGACUACAGACAAUAUGGAAAGUGUGGAGCCUAUUGACGAGCACGAGGAAAUGUGGUUCCCGCUGGAGACUAUUCUCACCCAAUGGAUCUAUAUGACUCGGAUUGGUUUCCGUUCCUGGGCUUCCUGA